GCGCAAACAGCGUAAAAAAAGGCGUAUACAGCAGUGUGGGAUCUUAACAAAGGGAGCUAGAGAGGAUAUACUUGCUCAACGUGAGGCUGAUCAGCAGAUUGCUCGUGAAGAGCGUCAAGGAGGAGAGCAAUUAGGCCGCAGCCGCCAGGCACUCGCGCGCUGCAAGAGAUGCAGAGAGACUGGACACAACUCGCGUACGUGCAAAAAAGAUACUUUAGAUACUGCUUAA
Didymella exigua CBS 183.55 is the source of this 229-nucleotide messenger RNA. RefSeq lists its product as uncharacterized. NCBI's taxonomy places the organism in Eukaryota, Fungi, Ascomycota, Dothideomycetes, Pleosporales, Didymellaceae. The transcript has a single exon. The annotation marks the transcript as partial. The record is from RefSeq and is a predicted model, not a curated record.